Sycon ciliatum is the source of this 1768-nucleotide messenger RNA. Its product is annotated as traB domain-containing protein-like. The transcript is spliced from 9 exons. The record is from RefSeq and is a predicted model, not a curated record. NCBI's taxonomy places the organism in Eukaryota, Metazoa, Porifera, Calcarea, Leucosolenida, Sycettidae. Bases 98 to 1201 code for a protein of 367 amino acids.
AAGAUGUGUUGAAAACAGGCAACAGCAGAGGGAUGUUUUGUUUGAAACGAUGAAACUUUGAAAGGAACUGUGUUGUAGUUCGACGACUGUGUAUGCGAUGGCUUCUAACAAGGAAACAGCAGUCUCCCCACAAACAGCUGCAGAAACCUCAGCAGCAUCGUUUGUUCCUCGGGAAUAUGAAACGGACAGCGGAGUACCGUUAUUGCUGAGAGGUGACAUUUGCGAGGCGGACCUGCCUAAAACUGUAACUGUGCUCAAGACGUCGAAGGGGGCUCGUGUAUUCCUGGUAGGAACUGCCCACUUCAGCCCUGAGAGCUGUGAUGAUGUCACAAAGACAAUGCAGCUGUGUCAGCCGGAUAUACUCAUGCUGGAGAUAUGUGAGUCGCGUAGUUCUCUUCUACAGCUCACUGAUGAGGAGGUGAAUGCUGCAGAGGCAGAUACAGACUCGGCCGGCAGUUGGGACUUGAUGAGACGCUUUAUAGAGCAGAAGGGUGCCGUGCAAGGCUGUUUCCAAUACUUUUUGACGCGAUUGACUCGGAGACUAUCUGCCCGGCUUGGUCGCAUGGCCGGAGGAGAGUUCAGAGCUGGAUACAUAGCGGCAAAGAAAAUUCCCCAUUGUCGUUUUCAUCUUGGAGAUCGUCCAAUACAAGUGACAUUUUCCCGGCUUCUUGGUCAGUUAUCCGCAUUUCAAAAGAUCCGUCUCUUUUUUCACAUCCUUAGAACUGAGAUCAACGUAACGCCAGAGGAUGUAGAGGAGUACAAGAACAAGGACCUCCUCGAGAAGCUGCUGGUUGAGCUCGGCGAGCAGUUUCCGACGGUGGUGGAAGUUCUUGUGAACGAGAGAGAUCGCUACAUGGCGUUUCAAUUGCAGUGCCUGUGUCGUCAACAGCCGCAACGGGAAUAUGGCAAUAACGUUGUCAAGUUUGAUGGUGAAGCACCUGUCAUUGUGGCGGUAGUCGGUAUUGGACAUGCCAAAGGAAUCUCCCAGUACUUCUACGAGCCAAUCACCAAUAUUCGAGAGCUAGCAAGCGUUCCCCGGCCUGUCCCUGCAUCAAGGUUAUGGGUAUAUACGAAAAGAACAGCGUUCUACGGCCUCGUUUUCUACGGUGCCUAUCGAGUUGGCCGUAGAUUCAUGCCGGCUGUUGCAAUCGGCUGGGCAUCUUCACUCUACGGGAAUAUCACAAGGCUCAUGGUUAGAUGACGUGAAUAGAUAGCUGUCUGAUGUAUGAAACUAUUAGUCUCAUAGGCACCUCCGACCUGUCAUUAGGUCGGCGUUUUGAAAUCUCUUAUAAUACAAUGCUCUUGAAGUAGUCCCGGUGUAUGUGUGUGUGGUCUGUGGGUACAGUUCAUGCGCUGACAUGUGUAAUAGCUCACUGCCAUUCAUUUUAUCAGCAGUUGCUGUUGGUGCUGGGAAGCGCUCAGGUGUACAAAGCCCAUGAAAUUAUGUAUGUCUUCUAAACUAUUCUGCUGACUGCCUACUUACUGUAGCCUUUAGUUUUGCCCCAUGUCAGUUUUUUACUCCGUGAUAACACAUUUUUUGUUAGAGACUUUGGUAAUCAUUGGCUUUCAAUAGUUUUUUGAAAUCAAUUUUUAGGAAUGCUACUCAAUCCGCUUUUCCAGUGAUGAUCCAAAUGAUUGGUCCCCAGUUCACACCUGAAGCACCGAUGUGUAUUUAUAUUUAUAUUAAGGAGAAUGGAAUGCUCUGUGUUGGUACGUACUUGCCUUCACUCUGUUGAAAUACCAGUGAGCAAAUCUGCUCUUCUCAUUC